GACGUGUUCGUUGACGUCCUCAGAUGUAGCCUAGCCUUCGAUGUGCGCGGUGUAUUCUGGGUUCAUCCCAAGAUGGCGGCGCCCUUGCGAAAGUGUUGAGAAACAAUCUCACCUGGAAUUCUUAUUAAAAUUAGCCGCAGUUUCACAGUGUUGAUCCAUUAUCGCAGAUAACAGAAAGUGCACGGAAGGAGACCGUGGGAUUAAGUUAUUGAGCGCCUGCCGUGGCUCACGCAGUGUGUGUGUGUGAGGAUGAUGAUGGGCCGCUGCGCCUGACCCAGAACCAAAAGCAGAGCCAGCGCAGAUCACCCUGCAGAAACGUCUUGAUCCAGCGCCUUCAGAUCCUCCACAGGCUGUGGACACUGCCGUUUAAGCUGCUGACGGGAGUGAUCUGUGUUAUCGUCCGUAGACGCAGCGGAUCUCCAGCUCGAGCUUUGGAGAACUCUGCUGACCAGAGAUUAUUUAUAAAAAUGGACGCUGAGCUCCUUCACUCCCCUGUGGUGGGUCUGGCGGAGGAGGAGGAGGUGGACAUGACUGACUGGAACCUUCCACUUGCCUUCAUGAAGAAACGGCACACAGAGAAGAUUGAGGGAUCCAAAGCUUUGGCUCAGAGCUGGAGAAUGAAAGACAGGAUGAAAACUGUAAGUGUGGCUCUAGUUUUAUGUCUCAAUGUUGGCGUGGACCCUCCUGAUGUAGUCAAGACUUCACCCUGUGCCAGACUAGAGUGCUGGAUAGACCCCCUGUCCAUGAGUCCACAGAAAGCCCUGGAGACGAUAGGGGCCAACCUGCAGAAACAGUAUGAGAACUGGCAGCCCAGGGCCCGCUAUAAGCAGAGUUUGGACCCUACAGUUGAUGAGGUGAAGAAGUUGUGUACCUCACUACGGAGAAAUGCCAAAGAGGAACGUGUUCUCUUUCAUUAUAAUGGCCAUGGGGUGCCUCGACCCACCGUCAAUGGAGAGAUUUGGGUCUUCAACAAGAACUACACCCAGUAUAUCCCUCUCUCCAUCUAUGACCUACAGACAUGGAUGGGAAGUCCCUCCAUCUUUGUAUAUGACUGCUCUAACGCAGGGAUCAUUGUCAAGUCAUUUAAACAGUUUGCAUUGCAGAGGGAGCAGGAGCUGGAGGUGGCUGCAAUAAACCCAAACCACCCGCUGGCUCAGAUGCCCCUGCCUCCCUCUAUGAAGAACUGCAUUCAGUUGGCAGCCUGUGAGGCCAGUGAGCUCCUACCCAUGAACCCUGACCUCCCUGCUGACCUUUUCACUUCCUGCCUCACUACACCAAUCAAAAUUGCCCUACGUUGGUUCUGUAUGCAGAAGAGUGCAAAGCUGGUGCCAGGAGUGACCUUGGACUUGAUUGAGAAGAUCCCAGGCAGACUGAAUGACAGAAGGACACCAUUAGGAGAGCUGAACUGGAUUUUCACAGCUAUUACUGACACAAUUGCAUGGAACGUCCUGCCAAGAGAUCUCUUUCAGAAAUUAUUUCGUCAGGAUCUUUUGGUGGCCAGUCUAUUUCGUAAUUUCCUAUUGGCUGAGAGAAUUAUGAGGUCAUAUAACUGUACACCAGUCAGCAGCCCCAGGUUGCCACCUACAUACAUGCAUGCUAUGUGGCAAGCAUGGGACCUUGCGGUGGACAUCUGCCUCUCCCAGCUUCCCACCAUCAUCGAGGAGGGCACAGCCUUCAGGCAUAGUCCAUUCUUCGCUGAGCAGCUGACAGCCUUUCAGGUGUGGUUGACAAUGGGCGUGGAGAACAGAAACCCACCGGAGCAGCUCCCUAUUGUCCUGCAGGUCCUCUUGAGUCAGGUACACAGACUGAGAGCACUAGAUUUGCUGGGGCGAUUUCUGGACCUGGGCCCAUGGGCCGUCAGUUUGGCUCUUUCAGUGGGGAUUUUUCCGUAUGUGUUGAAACUGUUGCAGAGUUCAGCAAGAGAGCUCAGGCCUCUUUUGGUCUUCAUCUGGGCAAAGAUCUUAGCUGUAGAUAGUUCAUGCCAAGCUGAUCUUGUAAAAGACAAUGGACACAAGUACUUCCUGUCAGUGCUGGCUGACCCGUACAUGCCCGCUGAGCAUCGAACUAUGGCUGUCUUUAUCCUCGCUGUCAUUGUCAACAACUACAACACAGGACAGGAGGCAUGUCUGCAGGGUAACCUGAUUGCGAUCUGUCUGGAGCAGCUCAACGACCCUCACCCUCUCCUGAGGCAGUGGGUGGCAAUCUGUCUGGGCAGAAUCUGGCAGAACUUUGAUUCUGCACGCUGGUGUGGAGUUCGAGAUAGUGCCCAUGAGAAGCUCUACAGUCUCCUGUCUGAUCCCAUACCAGAGGUGCGGUGUGCAGCUGUGUUUGCAUUGGGUACGUUUGUGGGAAAUUCUGCUGAGAGAACAGAUCAUUCUACCACCAUUGAUCAUAAUGUUGCCAUGAUGCUAGCACAACUCAUUAAUGAUGGCAGUCCCAUCGUGAGGAAGGAGCUGGUUGUUGCUCUUAGUCACCUAGUGGUGCAGUAUGAGAGUAAUUUCUGUACGGUGGCUCUGCAGUUCAUGGAGGAAGAGAAAAACUACGCUGUACCUUCACCUGCCAAUUCCACAGAGACAGGGAAUGUUACCCCGGGUAGGGACAGUCCCGCCAUCCCUCGUUUACGAUCAGUGAACUCUUACACAAACCUCAGAGCGGCCACCACCUCUCGAACCCUCAAUAAGAGCCUUCAGAACCUCAACCUCAACGAGGAGGGUGGUCCAGCAGCAUUCUCUCCAGGGAACCUGAGCACCAGUAGCAGUGCCAGCAGUACUCUGGGCAGCCCUGAUAAUGAUGAAUACCUUCUCUCCUUUGAAACCAUCGACAAGAUGAGGAGAGUCAGCUCAUACUCUUCCUUAAAUUCUCUUAUUGGAGUGUCUUUUAACAGUGUAUAUACUCAGAUUUGGAGGGUGUUACUGCAUCUUGCAGCUGAUCCAUUUCCAGACGUCUCUGAUCUGGCAAUGAAGGUUCUCAACAGCAUCGCAUACAAGGCCACCAUGAAUGCUCGCACACAGAGGAUUCUGGACUCAGGUUCCUUGACCCAAUCAGCACCUGCCAGCCCCACCAGCAAAGGAACUCUCAUACAUCAAGCAGGUGCUUCCCACAGAUCCAAACGCUCUUCAUCUCCCUCCAGCGGAUCUCCUCCCAUGCCUGGUGCUUCCAGCUCCAGUCUUACCAAUGAAGUGCCCAAACCGCCGGCCCGGGAGGCACCGCCCAAUCGGCCACCAUACACACCAACUCUGGGUGGCCAGGCGCCCCACUCGCAGCAGUUCCCACGCACCAGGAAGAUGUUUGACAAGGGCCCUGAUCAGACUGCUGAGGAUGGAGAUGAGACAGCUGCUCACAGGAGCUUCAUCAGUGUGAGUCUGCAGACAGGUCUUUGCGACUGGAGUGCCAAAUACUUCGCUCAGCCAGUCAUGAAGAUUCCAGAAGAGCAUGAUUUGGAGAGUCAGGUUCGUAAGGAGAGGGAGUGGAGAUUUUUACGUAAUGCUCGAGUACGCAGACAAAGCCAACGCAUCACUCAGAGAGGAGUGACACGGUUAGAUGAUCAGAUAUUCAUUAAUAGAAACCCAGGAGUGCCAUCAGUGGUGAAGUUUCAUCCAUUUAACCCCUGCAUUGCUGUAGCUGACAAAGACUCAAUCUGUUUUUGGGACUGGGAGAAAGGAGAAAGGUUGGAUUAUUUCUACAAUGGGAACCCACGGUACACACGCAUCACAUCCAUGGAGUACCUUAAUGGGCAUGACUGCUCUCUCCUCCUCACUGCUACUGAUGACGGAGCAUUGCGGAUUUGGAAGAACUUUGCUGACCAGAGAAAUCCAGAGAUGGUCACAGCAUGGCAGGGGCUGUCUGACAUGCUGCCCACCACACGAGGUUUGGCCCGACGGGUCUCAAUCUAUCUUGACAGAAGUAAGCAGGGAGGUGCAGGUAUGGUGGUAGACUGGGAACAGGAGACUGGCCUCUUGAUGACGUCAGGUGACGUUCGAGUCAUACGGAUCUGGGACACAGAAAGAGAAAUGAAAGUGCAGGACAUCCCAACAGGAGCAGACAGCUGUGUGACCAGCCUGUCAUGUGAUCCUCAGCGGUCACUGGUAGCUGCAGGUCUUGGAGAUGGAUCUGUUCGGGUGUAUGACCGCAGAAUGGGACCUAACGAAUGUCGUGUGAUGACGUAUAGGGAACACGGUGCUUGGGUGGUGAAGGCACACUUGCAGAAGGAGCCCGAAGGACACAUUAUCAGUGUCAGUGUGAAUGGAGAUGUGCGGUUCUUUGACCCACGGACGCCAGAAUCAAUCAACGUCUUGCAGACAGUGAAAGGACUGACGGCUCUGGACAUCCAUCCACAGGCAAACCUGUUCGCUUGUGGCUCUAUGAAUCAGUUUAUAGCUGUGUAUAACUCCAAUGGGGAUGUGAUCAGCAACAUUAAAUACUAUGAUGGUUUCAUGGGGCAGAGAAUUGGAGCCAUCAGCUGCCUGGCCUUCCACCCUUACUGGCCUCAUCUGGCCGUGGGCAGUAAUGACUACUACAUGUCCAUCUACUCCGCAGAGAAGAGACUCAGAUAACAUCAUGACCUCUCACCUUUGACCUUUGCUGACCCCCUUGGAUGUAAAUGACUUCCUGUACAUAUGCAACAACCAUGAUGAAUGUCUAAAGAAGGCUGCUGAACCCACACAUGAUGACUAUAUUAGUAUCAUUAUUAUUAUUCUCAAGAUAAUUCUCAUUAUGGAUUUAUUGAUUGUACACUUGGCUGUGCAGAGGAGUGUAUAUUAUUUAAAUUGCAUAUAAAGAUCUUAAAACUUUAUGGUUCGGCCGAUGUUGGCUGGGUUUGACUGUCUUGGAACUGUUAACCUCAUGCAAAACCCUACAGAGUGAGAGAGAUCGACCUAAACUCAAGAGACUAAGAUGACAAACUUCCAGAAGCUGGGUUUUCCAGGCUGACUGUGGAAGGCCCGUUGCCCAGUGGGUUCUCUCUGAAGCCACGUGCCUCGUCAUAUCUCUGCUGAAGUACAGUUGGAUCUGCUUUUCUUCUUAUGUGAAGAAAUAGCCAACCUGUGCAGCGCUCCUACUCGCCAGUCACAACCUUCCUCACACAUCCUGGCUUAACAUGUUCACACACAGUGCCAAACCCCCUCAACAUCAAAACACUUUUUUGGACUGCAUAUACACAAAUGCUGCAUUACACCACAACAACACACAUGACUCUGAUCUUAAAGCACUGGACGUGGACAAUAGGGCCUGCCCCCCAUUUGCAUCCACACUAAGCCAAGUUUCUUAAAGAUGAGCUUGAAUAAUCAGGAUGAAGAUUUGUAGACAGAAAUGUAAAGAUAAGAAGAGAGAGUGAGUUUUCGAUCUAUUUUUGGUACUUGGGCAGUACAAUAACAUCAAGCUUGCAUUCAAGAGUCAUACGUAAACACACAGCCCCCUGGAAAUGCCACACUACCUAUUUUUGCAGCGCCAAAACUUUUGUUCUCUUGGUCAUCAUCACCUUCAUCAUUUACCCCCUCCCCAUCUUCUGAAAAGACUGCUUUUUCCAGAAGUUCUUCUGUAAUCUGUUGUGCAAACUCAUUUGGUCUUAAAAUCAAAGAUGGUUUCCAUUGUUAUUUUUCCUCAGUGAAAAAUUAGUGCAGUGGACAGAACAUAAAAAGGACUAUUUCACAUUUGUAGCCUAUCAUGAUGUUGCAGUUUGUUUGUCCAGAUCUGUUUCCACUUUCACUUUUUCUGUCACUCAGUGAAUGUCUAAUCUUUUGGUUAAACAUAGAGCAGUGGUUUUCAAUCCUGGUGCUGGGGACUCACCGCUCUGCACAUUUCAAAUAUCUCCGUUAUUUAACACACCUGGUCAUCAGCUCAUUAGGUGAGAGAUCUAUGAACUGAAUAUAAGAUAAGAGAGACAUACAAAAUGUGCAGAGCGGUGGGUCCAAGGCUGAAAACCACUGGAGUGACACAGCAUUAUGUGGAAUCAAAUACAAAUAUCAUGACUUUCUCAUUAUAGCACUUAUAUGUACACACAAAGUCUGAUUUUGUUCGGUGCUACUGUUAGCUUUGCUGAAUUAAUUGUAUUUCCAAAUUUGAGUAUUUAGAGCUUGUGAUUCAUAGAGGUUUUGUGUGUGUGUGUGUCCCACAACUUUUAUCAGUUUGUACAAGAAUGAAAAUGAUAGUGUUUACUAAAAGCCUAAAGGGGUAGUUCACAAAAAUACGCACAUUUAAUCACUUACUCACCCAUAUGUCAUUCCAAACCUGCAUGACCUUUUUAUUUGUGGAACACAAAGGAGAUGUUAAUCAAAGUGUCCAAACACUUUGAACACUUUGAUUAGCACAAGUGGAUGGGGACCAGGCAUUUCCCGAGUCACACAGGUGUGGCAGAACAUGAGCGCAAGUAAAUUAUUCUGUAUUAAUUUUUUGGGUGAGCUAUCCCUAAAGUACAGCAGAAAAAUCAGGUGGAGCUUUUUUAAUAUUAAGCGAAUUGACAUUAUUUACAUAAUGUCUGAAUAAAAGUACAUAAUCUGAAUAAAAGUUAGUGCUAAGUUCAAUUUUGUAAGGUACUUUGAGUUGCUGAUACAUUUAUUACCAGUUAAUAAAACUAGAAGGGUUGAUCAGGAUGGAAAUGUAUUUUUAUAACAGCUCUGAUCAAAGCGUUUUGUUUGUUUUUUCAUUUCACAUCCUAGUAAAAAUUUCUGCGAGCAUAUCUGAACUUUUAAUGUGAGGUGACUGAUGGAAACAGGCCUGGAUCAAAUACUGUGAAAUAUGUACACAGCUCAUAGAUAUUUUCCUUUGGGACAAUCAUGUCACAGUCGAAUUACACUUCUUUAGGGAAAUUUAAUUAAUGUCUUAAAAUCAAAUAAUAGAUAAAUGGAAAAAUUAUAGUACAUUUUGAGCUUAGCUCCUUGAUUAGUUGAAUUGACCCUAGUCCUGAGUCUGUUGUUUUAUCUAUUGAGAUGGUGAAGGUAAACAUCCUUGUGUGUAGUGUCCAUCAACUCUAGCACCCUGAUUUUCUGACUCGUCACUGAUGAUGUGAGAUGAUGACUGGCAGAUAUGUUUAAUUCUUACCUUCCCAAAAUCCAGUUCUUGGAAUGUGCUUGAAUUGAUGUUAUUACUUUUGUAACCAGUUUAUGUAAUAUCUGUAUUUAAACUUUUAACUGGAUAAGUUUUUAUUUUUUCAUCUUUUAAUCUCUUCUUCUUUUCCAGUCCUUUUUUUUUUUCUUUGUAUUUUGACUUGUAUUUCAUGGUGUGGCUGCCAUUCUCUUGCUGUGUUCGCAUUAAUCCCUGAAGGGAAAGAGAAAGCACAUUUGUCCUUCGCUUUCCCCAGGACCCUUAGUCUCUUGUUGGAUUCUCUGCCCCCUUUGGACAUUUGUUUUCAUUGAAAGGAUAGUUUGGUUUAGCACUAUCAGUGGAUUUGUUUAUGAAUUGUGCCGGUAUAUAUUCCCAUCAGAAUAUACCGUUUUUCAUCCCGCUGUUAGGGAGUCGGGGAUGUACUCUGGCUUUAUCAAACUGGAAAUCACUGCUCUACUAAUCCUGCUUUGGGUUUUAACAUUUUAAAGUAAAAGAAUUGAAAUGAAUUGAAACAAUCAGGGGUUUUCCAUGGCUGUAGACUGCUUUUUCACCAUGGUUUAAAAGACGAGAAGAAAGCAUUCAAAUAAACCAGAUACAUAAAGGUA
Molecule: messenger RNA, 7643 nt
Organism: Ctenopharyngodon idella (grass carp)
Lineage: Eukaryota; Metazoa; Chordata; Actinopteri; Cypriniformes; Xenocyprididae
Gene: rptor
Product: regulatory associated protein of MTOR, complex 1
Exons: 36
Coding region: 468-4553 (1361 amino acids)
Biological process (GO): cellular response to amino acid stimulus; cellular response to starvation; regulation of autophagy
Cellular component (GO): TORC1 complex; cytoplasm
Molecular function (GO): protein binding; protein-macromolecule adaptor activity
Source: RefSeq, a predicted model, not a curated record